Molecule: messenger RNA, 5968 nt
Organism: Pantherophis guttatus
Lineage: Eukaryota; Metazoa; Chordata; Lepidosauria; Squamata; Colubridae
Gene: TIE1
Product: tyrosine kinase with immunoglobulin like and EGF like domains 1
Biological process (GO): cell surface receptor protein tyrosine kinase signaling pathway; protein phosphorylation; positive regulation of angiogenesis
Cellular component (GO): plasma membrane; signaling receptor complex
Molecular function (GO): transmembrane receptor protein tyrosine kinase activity; ATP binding; protein binding
Source: RefSeq, a predicted model, not a curated record
AACCAGGGAAAUUGACUUUGCCCAAUUCUCCAUCUUUGAUAUCUUAGUCUAGACAGCAAAUCAGAUGUAAAACCUAACCAUUCCAUCCCCCCCCUUCCAAAUUAUCUUUGAGUGAAUAAUAAGGGACAGUCUAGUUUUAAUCAGUUGUGCUUUGAAUAAAUGGAUUACAUAGCAGACUGACUUUUUCUUUUUCUUUUUUGGGAAAAGUGGAAUUCCAUGUAUGCAUGCUGCUUAGCACAGGGUCAGCUUAUCAGAUGCUUCAGGUGACAUAGUUGUGCCAUUUCACAAACUAGAGAUUUGUCACACCUCUCUUAGUUGGUAUUUUAGCCAAUGACUUCCUAUUAUACUACUCUCUUCUGUGGCAGGAUCCCGAGAUAGACAUGGAACAAUGGGUGGAGAGCAGGAAAUGCUGUAUGAGAAACAGGAUUUCAUGUCAGUGCUGAGCUGUCUGUAAGGGCCUCUAGGCAUUCCUCCAUCCUGCCUGCCUGAACCCCAGCCAAUUUUUUUUUCUGACGGAGCCCCAACCGCUCAUGUUGUACUCAGUCCAUUUCCACUUUUAAUCAGUUUCCUGUCCUGCCCAGUUUUCUUUUGUGGCCAUGCUGAGACUCUCCAGUUAGGUUUCCAAGUCAGCAUGGAAGAAGCAAUAGGAUUAUAUUCGCCUGGCAGCUACAUGUGACAAUAAACAACAAGCUAAAAUGCAUGGCUAGGCCUUUGGAUGCCAAUGUGAACUCUUGAAUGAAUGAAGUUUCUGGAAUAAAAAAAAAAUCCAAUUUCUGUGGCUACCUAAGUGGAGUUUUUCCUAAGAUACUCUGCUGAGUUCCUUCAAACCGAAGAACUAUGCAUUUAUUCUGCUUGAUCUAGUGACAAUUUCCGCUGUUUAACUGCUGGUAAAGAAUGGAGGAUUCAAGAACAACAAGCUUAAAAGAUACAUACGGCGAGUGAGAAAUAACAGAAAUAAUUCUUAAUACCUCUUCUUCUGAAAUAGUGAUGUUUCAAUUCUCCUGACAUUGAGCCGGUUCCUGAAAAUGAGAUUGGAUACAAUUGGACUUCUCAGCUUCUUCUGGCACCUGACAGGUGCAAUUCUGGAUAUCACUCUGGUGGCCAAUGUUCUGAGUCCCUCACACAACCACUUCUACCUGUCCUGUGUGACAGGCGAGCGGAACAUCAGCCUCCAGAUUGACAGAGACAAUGCCAUGAUCAAGACCACAUCCAAGUUCCAGAUAUACAGGAACAGCAGCAAGGAAGUGCAUAUGCGAGGUUUUUCCCGAGCAGGCCUCGUGGGCAUCACAUACUGCCUGGGGAAGACACAGUCAGAGCAAACUAGAGUUGUUUAUGUACACAACGAUAUUAACGCCAACCUGGUUCCAGAGAAAGUAACCCACACAAUCAGUCUUUCCCAAUCAGCCAUACUGGUUGCCAGGAUAAAGAAUGGGAAGAAAACAGAUAUCUGGUGGAAAAGGAAUGGGACUUACUAUGACACGAUGCACCAGGGUGAAUUAAAGGAGAAUAAGUCCAUUCUGGUCCUGUCAUCUGUUACCAUGGCUGAUGGUGGGAUUUACAGCGCCACAUUUAUAGAGGACAGCCCUUUGUCAAGUGCCUUUUUCAGACUGAUAGUGCGAGGUUGUGCAGCCAAGAAAUGGGGCUCAUUUUGUGACAAAGACUGUCCUGAUUGCCUGAAUGGGGGCAUCUGCCAUCACAUUGUGGGAGAAUGUAUCUGUCCUCCAGGAUUCAUGGGUACCCGCUGUGAAAGAGCAUGUAGAGAAGGCCGUUUUGGGCGAAAUUGCCAAGAGAGGUGUCCCAGUGAGCAGGGCUGCAGAGGCUUAUCCUUCUGUUUGCCUGACCCAUAUGGCUGUUCCUGUGCUGCUGGGUGGAGUGGAGUACAAUGCAACUCAGCUUGUUCGCUUGGGAAAUAUGGCCCUGACUGUACCUUAGAGUGUAAUUGCCAGAAUGGAGGCACCUGCAAUCGAUUCAGUGGCUGUAUCUGUUCAUCUGGUUGGCAUGGACAGCAUUGUGAAAAGUCAGACCGUAUACCCCAGAUCAUCCAUUUGGCAUCUCACUUGGAGUUUAACCUAGGCUCCCAGAUCAUGACUACCUGCAUAGCAACAGGCAAUCCACCUCCUGUGCGUGAUAACAUUGAACUACGCAAGCCUGAUGGAACAGUGAUAAUACCCACAAAAGCCAUCAUGGAAAAGGAUAUGACAACCUGUGAAUUUCAAGUGUCACGAGUGGUCUCUUCUGACUCUGGUCUCUGGGAAUGCCGUGUCUCUACUACUGGGGGACAGGACAGUGGCAAGUUCAAAGUUACUGUAAAAGUGCCUCCAGUGCCAUUAGGCCCUCCCAAACUUCUGGCCAAGAAGAGCCAACAGCUGGUGAUAUCCCCUGUGGGGCCUAUUGCAGGUGAUGGACCCCUCAUCUCCAUCAAAGUCCUAUAUAAACCUCAAAUCGGAAGUAGCUGGUCAUCUAUUGAAGUUGAUAACAUCCAGAACAUCACACUCAUGAACCUGCGACCUGUCACAGCCUAUAUUGUAAAGGUUCAGCUAACACGCCCUGGAGAGGGAGGAGAAGGUGCCACGGGCCCAAGUGCUAUCAUGGCAACAGAUUGCAAAGAGCCAACAGCCAAACCUGUAAUUGAGCGUUCAUUUGUUGAAGGGAGCAACAAUCUACGUGUAAACUGGAAUUUGCCCAAAACUGACAAUGUGGGGUCGGGAUUUCUUGUCCGGCUCUAUGAUGCAGCCAAAGAGCUUGUUCAUCAAGAAAAUGUUACUUCCAUGAUUGUGCAAUCAGCAUAUAUUCCGAAUCUCAAGUUCAAGGAGGACUAUAGCCUAGAAGUAAUGGUCUAUCAUUGUACCAGCUUGGGACCACCAUCUGAUCUCCACACAUUCAAGAUCAACAGUAAAGGACCCUCAUCGCCACGCUCUCUCUUGGUGAAUCCCCUCGCUGAUAACUCCAUCAGGCUAUCCUGGCUAGCUCCUGAAUACUCUAAUGGGGGCAUCAACAAAUACAUUGUAGAGGUGCAGCAGCUGGGAGGCAGCAGUGAUCCACAAUGGAUAGACACAGAAAAUGGCAGGGAUACCACAAAGAUUAUCACAGGGCUUAAUGCCAGCACAAUCUACCAGUUUCGGGUGCGAGCCAAGUCUUACGUAUUGGGCGAGUGGAGCCAGCCUGCUAGAGCUGAAAUCCUGGGCGAUGGAGCCCUGAGCCAAGUGCCUACCCUAGAAAGUAAAAACUUGCCUCCAACUCUCAUGGAUCAGCAAUUGAUAUUAGCCAUUGUAGGCUCUGUCUCUGUCACCUGCCUGACCAUAUUGUUUGCUCUCCUGGCCCUUUUCCUCAUCAAGAAGAAUUGUUUUCAUCGCCGCCGGACCUUUACCUACCAGUCUGGCUCAGUAAGUGCAAUUGUCCCUGGCCCAUUCCCCUUCACUUCUCCAAUGAACUUGACUCCUUUCCAUCAGCAUCCUCUUUCUUUGGCACUCUGGUACUUUUGUCCCCAUGCUGCUGACCUGUCUGGUACACAGGGUUACCUGCAACUAUUCUCUCCCCAAAUCCUCUUGCAGGGAGAAGAAACUAUUCUGCAAUUCAACUCAGGCACCCUGACCCUGACCCGCCGGCCCAAACCACAGCCUGAGCCACUCAGCUAUCCCAUCCUGGAGUGGGAAGACAUCAAGUUUGAGGACAUGAUAGGGGAAGGGAACUUUGGACAAGUCAUCCGAGCCAUGAUCAAGAAAGAUGGCCUGAGAAUGAAUGCUGCCAUCAAGAUGCUGAAAGAAUUUGCCUCUGAGAAUGAUCACCGGGAUUUUGCUGGAGAACUUGAAGUUCUUUGCAAGCUGGGCCAUCAUCCCAAUAUCAUCAAUUUGCUGGGAGCCUGUGAGAACAAGGGUUACCUAUACAUCGCUAUUGAAUAUGCACCCUAUGGGAAUUUGCUAGACUUCCUACGCAAAAGCCGAGUGUUGGAGACAGAUCCUGCCUUUGCCAGAGAGCAUGGGACAGCCUCAACCCUCACAUCCCAGCAGCUCUUGCAGUUUGCGUCUGAUGUAGCCAAAGGCAUGCAGUAUCUGAGUGAAAAACAGUUUAUCCAUCGAGACCUGGCUGCCAGAAAUAUACUGGUUGGUGAAAACUUGACCUCCAAGAUUGCUGAUUUUGGUUUGUCCCGAGGAGAAGAAGUUUAUGUAAAGAAGACAAUGGGACGUUUACCAGUUCGUUGGAUGGCCAUUGAAUCCUUGAAUUACAGUGUAUACACAACUAAGAGUGAUGUGUGGUCUUUUGGAGUCCUUUUGUGGGAAAUUGUGAGCCUGGGAGGGACACCAUAUUGUGGCAUGACAUGUGCCGAACUUUAUGAAAAGCUGCCGCAAGGAUACCGCAUGGAGAAGCCUCUCAAUUGUGAUGAUGAAGUGUAUGAAUUAAUGCGUCAAUGCUGGCGGGACCGGCCAUAUGAACGUCCACCAUUUGCUCAGAUCUCAGUGCAGCUCAUCCGCAUGCUAGAAGCUAGGAAGGCAUAUGUGAACAUGGCAUUAUUUGAGAACUUCACUUAUGCAGGAAUUGAUGCAACGGCUGAGGAAGCAUGAGGACUUAACUUUCAACUUUGGCGAUAAAUAAGCCCAGAUGAUUGGGACUUUCUUGUGCAUUUGCCUCCUGGUGAUGUCAACAACUUACCAUACAGACUGUGCUGGGCACAGUGUACAGAUGGAUGCUGUUAGUUUAGAAGAUCCUGCAGAAAUCUUAACAUGUCAACUUUCCCUAGAGUGGAGGAGAGUACCCUUGAAUGGAUUGUUCCAAAAUGUGGAGCUUUUGAAAAUAAAACUUUAAAGGUAUUUCCUGUGUAAGAGAGAAGCCCCUCACUCCAAGGGAGAACAUUGUGUAAAGUGCUCCACCAUAUUGAAGAAAAAAGAUCUAAGAAGUUUGGGAUCCAGUCAAGGAUAUCAUGAUUACAAUGCACACCAUACAAGAAAAGAUAGGCUCACAUUACUGCAAAAUUCCUUGGACAGUAUUACUGAAAAGGUGGGGCUGUUGGCAAACAAUGCAGUUCAUUCCAGAACCCAAUUCUCCACGGAAUAACAUCUCCAUAAUGAUCCGUUUCAUCAGCCCCACGAACUAGUUCAGAUCAGGAAAGCAACUCCACAGGAAAACUAAAGUUACUUUUAUUGAGACUGACGAUAAUUAUGGAAUCUUGUGAGUCUGAUUGUAUUGUAUCUCACUGUCAGAUCUGCCAUCACACCGCUUGGGCUCUGCUUCACUUCAAUGGCAGCCUACCAUAACAGAUGGGGAGGGGGAUGACAGGAACCAGAAGUGCCAAUCAGAGACAACAGUUGAAUGAUCCAAGGACAUGGGCAUGGGAAAGGAAUAUGAAUGCCCACCAAAGAGGUGCCAAACUGUAGAACUCUUACCAAAACAACUAAUUUGAAUUUUAUUGGACACUAGCAAGAUGACCAAGGGGGAGGGUCUGGGAGAAGGGAAACUUUCCAGGUUUAUGCAGAAACUUUCAGAUCUGGCUUUUCCUACGCUGUAACUACUUGGCUUUAAUAAUAGUACAUCUUUCACUACGAAUGGAGUUCAGAUUCUUUCUUUCCUAAACACCUUUCUUUCCUAAACAAUCUGGGAGAGGUCUGACACUCAUUGUGAAUUUUGGAGGCAUCUGUCUGAGCUGCUUCCAAAUGUUUCCCCCUCACUCUUGACUUAAAAAAUGUUUCAACCCUUUUUGCCUAAGUAAUGGUUCCUGAAUAUUAGGAAUGCAUACCUUGCCAUAACUUUAUUUGCUUACUCUCUAUACCUUUUUUCUCAUUUCAGUUCUAAACCACAAACUCAUAAUAUUCCCAUACAGUUAGGGAAUUACACAGAAAUCUCCUUCAAAUUACCAGAUGUUAACCAGAUCUCAAAAUAAUAUUUUGUCUCUUCAGAAUUAUAUUAAAAAUACUUAUUAAGUUAGGACAAACUGUAACUAUCAUUACUGGAAUAAAAACUCUGUAAUUAAGAUGAA